UGUGAAAGCGGAAUGCCAACAGAUAAUUAUUUUAUAAAUCUUAUUAUACAUAGUUCCGUUUUGCAUCGGUGAUCCACAAACGGUUAAAAUAAAAUAUACACAAUGAGCGAUUCAACUGUAUAUUAUAAUUGUGACACAAAACCACAUCACAAAUAUGCAAAGAGGAGUAAAGCCAAACGCCUGAUGUUUGGUCCUAGUAAGUCAGUGGUUAUGAAUGUUAUGACUAGAACAAGAUACAAUAACAAAAUUUACUCUAGCGAAUGUCAAUCUGAUUCGUGUGUUCUUGGGAAGGACAAACUACCGAAACAUAAUAAGCGUUCAAAAAAACGUCGUCUGAGAUAUAAAUCUACAAAAUUUUAUGGAUUCAGUGACAAAAAACGGGAAAACUCGAAAUGCAAAAUGUCAAGCAAAAACAUUCCUCCAGAUUAUCCAAAGAAAUUGAAAUCUCGAGAAAAGGUAAAGAAGAGAAGUCAUGGACUUAUUGUCAAACCAAAACUUAGGCACGCUUCGAUAUCAACUUUGAAAACUACUACGAAAUCAAAAUCAAUGAGUACAGUAAUCCUCAAAUAUAAGGAAUCCAAGUUUCCGUGGGAACGGCGAGGGAGUUUACUCAACACCAAAUCAGUGAGCACUGAGGAAAAACAGAAUGGAGGAGUAGAAAAAAAGCUAGGGAUCUUACUAAAUGCUAGCGAAGGGAAAAAUAGACAUUCCUCCAAAACAUCUCGCGUCACAUUUGAAGAAGAUCAAAGAACUAAUACUAAUAAUUUAUUAAUAAAUGCUUUGGAACUUUUAACAAAACAAGAAGAAAGCGGGGGCGAAAACAAAAUUCCAAAAGAUACAUCAACGCCCAAAUCUUCCUCCUUCGUAAAUUCUGAAAUACAAACAGAUAGUGAAAGAACAAGUGUUCAGGAAAAACGGAGUUUAAUCCUUAAGUUGAAAAUUAUGCUACAAGAGCAGGAGGGUAUACAAAAUAUGUUGAAUGAAAUGAAUUUGUUUCUUGAUGACCUAGCAAACAAAGCAAAAGAUACUGACACUGGUCUUAGUCAAUCAAAUCAAGAUCUAUCACGUAAAAGCUUUAAUAGCACAAAAAGUGCGCAACCCGAACUGAGGCGAACUGAAGACGGUAAAGAUACAUCCGAGAUUUUACCUAAAAGCUCUAAUAGCAAAAUUAGAGCGCAGCCCGAACUAAGGCAAGCUGAAAACAAUAAAGAUACACCCGAGAGCCAACCUACAGCAUUGUCUGAGCAACCAUUCCCUAGAAUUAUCAAAAGUAAAAAGACUGGGUUAAAACUUCAAAUCAAACAACCUAAAUCAUCCCAAUUGAUUAAAGAAGAAGAUGAUGAAACUGAACUUGAAACAAUUACGCUAUAUUCAAAAAGGGAAAUAAAACCGUAUCAUGGAAUGAAAUUUUCCCAAAAAUUAAAAUCCUUACAAAAUGAAUUCACGAUUCAAUACGAUAAAAGAUCACAUGGUUACGUAUUCAAUUACGGUCGUAGAAACAAAACCAGGAAAAAAAAUAUUGCAGAACAAGAAAUACCUCUGUUUCGUUCCCGCUCUCCAAGAGGAAUUAAAAUUACAGCACCUUUAAGAGACCCAUCAUAUCCAGCAUUUAAACGUCUUUCAAGAAGGUCAAAUUCACCUCCGAAACUACAACAAUUGACGGCCGAUUUAAUAAACAAAGAUAAGAGCAGACAAACUUGUGACCUUCUAAAGGAUUGGAAAUGUGCAGAAGAGUGUAAAAAAGAAAUAAAAGAACCUGUGAAAACCUCCUCUCCUACGCUUUGUAUUAAACAGGCCAGUUCCGGAAUCAAAACGCCUAGCUCCAGUAUGAUUACUUUAGGAAAUAAAGUAAGUAAAGUCGUUAAGGAAUUUGGAUGGAAAUCUUGGGAUUAUUUGAAUAAAUCUCCAAUCUGUAAGCUAGAGAAAAAACGACCAAGUAGCUUGCCACGAAAACAAAAUGAUCAUGUUGUUCCUGCAGAUAAAGAAAAGCAAAAAAAUGAUGACUUAGUGAAGAUGCAAAAGACACUCAAAGCUAUUGUAGAAGGAAAAGUAACCCCAUCAAUGAUGGAACUUAUAAUAAAUAAAGACACUGGCAGUAUUUUAAAUUCAGACGACAUUAUUAGGAACAUAAUGACAUCAAAAAAACAAGACAAGGCCAAGAUUAUUCCGGAUGAACCAACUCAACUAACACCGAAAAGCAGGGAUUCUUCCCCAGGAUCAUCUAAGCCAGAGAACGUGGAACAUAUCCCUAUAAAAAGCAAACCUGGUACGCCGGUAAAAUGUGGCUGUAUUUUAAAAUCUAUUGCUUCGGGAACUCUCAGCACAAUCCGUAAAGCCAUAGCCUUAGGCAAAGUGACACCAUCAAUCAUUGAAAAAGUUAUAAACAAAAAGAAAGGCAAACCGUUUCCCACGAAACGGUUUUUUAAACCAAUGGACAAAAAGGACAUAGCCACCAAAAUUAAAACCCCAGCGGGUUUGGACAAAAUCAUGAAACAAAUACGUAAAGCCAUAAACAAAGGUGAAGUCACACCAUCAGAAAUGGAACUAUUGGAAAACAAAGAGGAAUCAAAAAAGCCGUGGAACAAGUAUGAUAUCAUUGCCAAGCUAGGCAAAGCUGAUGGUAACGCUGAAAUUAUGAAAGAAAUCUGUAAUGCUAUCCACAAAGGCACCGUAUCACCUUCGUUAAUAGAACUGGCAAUCAGUAAAAACUAUGAUUCUUUAAUAUCAUUUAAAUAUAAACCACGAUCAAGAGGGCCUCUAAAGAAGUCAAUGCAUAAGAAUGAAAUAUUGGAGAAGAUGGGUAGUAGAGCUGGUCAGACUGAAAUAUUGAGAGAACUUACUAGAGCUAUGAAGAAGAGGAAUAUUCCACCAUCGCUUAUUAAAUUGAUGUUAGAUAAACCAUCACCAAAAGCAUCAACAGAUAUAAAAACGUCAAAACCAUGUGUCAAGCUACCUGCCAAGCUGAAUGAUUUAUCGGCCAAGCCCAACAGAGACGCAAUAAAAGAAAUAACGCCAUCACGCAAAGAUUUGCUAGUCAACAAUUCACGUAGAUUACUGGCAUCUGCUACCGAAAGUCUAAAAACCCUUAAAGGUAAGAAAAAGGCCAAAAAAUGUCCAUCAAAGAUGACGAAGUUAAAUAAAGGUAAACCCCCAAUAAGAGGGUUAGGAAGCAAACCAUAUUUGAAGUCAGGCAGGAAGCUGCAUGAUAUUUUUUCUAAGCCUAGCACUAGUAGAACUAAACCUCUUGCCAUUUCUUCAAAGAAAAACUUGAAAGGUUUCAUCCCUAUUGAAGAAUGA
Messenger RNA from Helicoverpa armigera (cotton bollworm), 3297 nucleotides. RefSeq lists its product as uncharacterized. Bases 103 to 3297 code for a protein of 1064 amino acids. The transcript is spliced from 10 exons. The record is from RefSeq and is a predicted model, not a curated record. NCBI's taxonomy places the organism in Eukaryota, Metazoa, Arthropoda, Insecta, Lepidoptera, Noctuidae.